CACACACACACACACACAGGUUCUGUUCAGAAGAACAAAACUGAAAUUUUAAAGAAAAACUAAUUUUCUCUUUUCAUCAAGCUGCGACCCUCAGACUGAUCCCAGGACCCUCAGCGGGUCCCCGAGCCGCUGGUUGAGCAGCCUCUCCAUGGUUUUUUUUUGUUCUGUGUCACCUGGCCGGGAUCCAGGCAGCAGCCAAUCAGCGCGCAGCUCUCUGAACCCGGCUGUCAGGAAGAACCGGACGGUCUCGGUCCUCCGCCUGCGGAUCCUCUUGGUUUUUCUGGAAUUCGGGAUCCCGUCCACGCGGUUCGGUUCCGGUUCAUCAGUGCUGAGUUCCAGUGUGGAUCCACAGAGAGGCGGGACCGACCUAGAAUCCGCAGGGAACACCUGGUCCGGGACCGAAACUCCAGCGAACAAAGUAACCGAAACUGCGGGCAGACACCUGCUGCUGCCUGGACCGGGUCAGGACCGGGCCAGGACCGGGCCGGAUCACAGGGGACUAUGAUGGACUCUGAACGGGACUAAAAGGAACACGUUAGAACGGUUCUGUGGAUCCGGAGGCGCCAUGUCUGUGAACGAGCUCUACACCAAGUUCACCCGGGUCUGGAUCCCGGACCAGGACGAGGUGUGGAGGGCUGCAGAGAUCACCAGAGACUACAGGGAGGGGGAACCGGUCCUGCACCUGCAGCUGGACGAUGGAACGAACCUGGAGUACCAGGUGGGUCCAAAGUCCAACCCGCUGCCGUUCCUGCGGAACCCGGACAUCCUGGUGGGGGAGAACGACCUGACGGCGCUCAGUUACCUGCAUGAACCCGCCGUCCUGCACAACCUGAGGGUCCGCUUCCUGGAGUCCAACCACAUCUACACGUACUGCGGUAUCGUCCUGGUGGCCAUCAACCCCUACGAGCAGCUGCAGAUCUACGGUGAGGAGGUGAUCACGGCCUACAGCGGGCAGAACAUGGGCGACAUGGACCCUCACAUCUUCGCCGUGGCUGAGGAGGCSUACAAACAGAUGGCCAGGGAUGAGAGGAACCAGUCCAUUAUCGUGAGCGGAGAGUCCGGAGCAGGAAAAACUGUUUCAGCCAAAUAUGCCAUGAGGUUCUUCGCCACUGUGGGCGGCUCGGCCAAUGACGCCAACGUGGAGGACAAAGUUCUGGCCUCCAACCCUAUUAUGGAGGCCAUCGGGAACGCUAAAACCACCCGGAACGACAACAGCAGUCGCUUUGGGAAGUACAUCCAGAUCAUCUUCAGCCGUCACUACCACAUCAUCGGGGCCAGCAUGAGAACCUAUCUGCUGGAGAAGUCCCGGGUUGUCUUCCAGGCUGAGGAUGAGAGGAAUUAUCACAUCUUCUACCAGCUGUGUGCCUCGGCCAGUUUACCAGAGUUUAAGGAGCUCGGUCUCAAGGAACGAUGCCCACCUGCAGCACUUCUGCAGGCUGCUGGGGGUGGAGCUAAAGCAGAUGGAGCACUGGCUGUGCCACAGGAAGCUGGCCACAGCGUCAGAGACCUACGUGAAGAGCAUGUCCAGCAGGCAGGCGCAGAACGCCCGCGACGCGCUCGCCAAGCACAUCUACGCCCGCCUCUUCGACUGGAUCGUCCAGCACAUCAACAAGGCUCUGCAGACCUCCUCUAAGCAGCACUCCUUCAUCGGAGUCCUGGACAUCUACGGGUUUGAGACGUUUGAGGUGAACAGCUUCGAGCAGUUCUGCAUCAACUACGCCAACGAGAAGCUGCAGCAGCAGUUUAACUCUCACGUCUUCAAGCUGGAGCAGGAGGAGUACAUGAAGGAGCAGAUUCCYUGGACCCUCAUCGACUUCUACGACAACCAGCCCUGCAUAGACCUGAUCGAGGCCCGGCUCGGGAUCCUGGACCUGCUGGAUGAGGAGUGUAAGGUUCCAAAGGGGACGGAUCAGAACUGGGCCCAGAAGCUGUACAAGCAGCACUCCAGCAGCGCCCACUUCCAGAAACCCCGCAUGUCCAACAUCUCCUUCAUCAUCAUCCACUUCGCUGACAAGGAACCCGACAUGUUCCAGUUUGGAAAGACCAAGAUCUUCUUCAGAGCCGGUCAGGUGGCGUACCUGGAGAAACUUCGGACCGAUAAGUUCCGAUCAGCCUGCAUCAAGAUCCAGAAGACGGUCCGAGGCUGGCUGCAGAGGAUCCGGUACCGUAAGAUCCGCAGGUCUGCCGUGGCCCUGCAGAGAUACGGUCGAGGAUACCUGGCUCGUAGGUACGCAGAGUUCCUGCGUCUGAACCGGGCCGCCCUCAUCUGUCAGAAACAGUACCGCAUGGUCCGGGAGCGCAGGAAGUACCUGCGGAUCCGGCAGGCUGUGGUCACCAUCCAGGCCUACACCCGAGGGAUGUUCACCCGCAGGAUCUACUGGGAGUUCCUGCUGCACCACAAGGCCAUGAUCAUCCAGAAGAGCGUGCGCGGCUGGCUGCAGAGGAGGAAGUUCAGGCGAGCGCGCRCCGCCGCMGUCAUCAUCCAGUGUGGCUUCAGACGCCUGCAGGCCAAGAAGCAGCUGAAGCAGCUGAAGAUCGAAGCUCGCUCUGCAGAACGCCUGAAGAAGCUCAACACGGGCAUGGAGAACAAGAUCGUCCAGCUGCAGAGGAAGAUGGACGAGCAGUCCAAAGAGAUGAAGGCUCAGAACGAGCAGCUGCUGACGGUCAACACCUCGCUGGGGUCAGAGGUCAGCAAGCUGCAGAAGGAGCUGGAGCUGGUCCGGGGUCAGCAGCCGGACGGAGGCCGGGUCAUGUCGCUGCAGGAGCAGGUGGACAAGCUGCAGGAGGAGCUGCAGGAGGCGCAGGCCGAGAAGAAGAGGCUGCAGGAGGAGCACAGCAGCGAGAAGCUGAGCCUCACACAGAGGCUGGAGGAGCUGCAGGCAGAAAACUCUCUGUUAAAGAGCGAGAAGGAAGAACUGAACCGACAGAUCCAGCAGCGCUCCAAGACGUCUGCAGAGGAGACCAGCAGUGCCUCCCUGCAGGCCGAGCUGGACGGGGAGCGGCAGCGCUACCAGAACCUUCUGAAGGAGUUCUCCAGGCUGGAGCAGAGAUACGACAACCUGAAGGAGGAGAUGUCUCUGAGCAAGUUCCAGCCCGGCCACCACAGGAACCCGUCCAAUCAGAGCAGCCUGGAGUCCGACUCCAACUACCCCUCCUUCUCCACCUCUGAGGUGGGAGACACCGAGGACUCCAUCCAGCUGGUGGAGGAGAUGGGGGUGGAGAAGGCUGCCAUGGACAUCAGUUUGUUCAUGAAGCUGCAGAAACGAGUGCGAGAGCUGGAGACAGAAAGGAAGAGGCUGCAGAACAACCUGGACAAGAUGGAGGAGUUGGCCAAGCGUAGGACUUCUGAUGUGAAGAUUUCCUCCAGGGAGCACGAGACCUCAGAUCUGGCCUACAACAACCUAAAGAUGCAAGAACUGGAAUCAGAGAACAAGAAACUAAAGAAUGACCUGAACGAGCUGAGGAAGAGCAUCGCUGAGCGAGCAACACAGGACAACUCAUCCAAUGAGCUGCAGGACAGCUACAACCUGCUGCUAAAUCAGCUGAAAUCAGCCAAUGAGGAGCUUGAUGCUCGCAAGGAGGAGGUGCUUAUCCUCAGAACUCAGAUAGUGAGCAGUGCUCAGCUGUUGGAGAGGAGCCAAAAUGCAGAGGGAGAGAAGGAGGGAGARAAGGAUGCUGAGCUGAACGACAGCACUGAGCCGAUGGACAAGGAGGAGGCGCUCAAAGCGUAUAACGGACUGAGUGAGUCCAAGAAGCUCCUGGAGGCCCAGCUGCAGACCCAGACCCGGCAGCACCGGGAUGAGCUGGAGGCUCUGCACACUCAGAUCGAGGUGCUGAAGGAAGACCUGGAGAAGAAGCAGGAGGCCUUGAACUACAUGAGCUCUCUGUCCCCGGAGGCGAAGGUGGAGUACAGCGUCCAGCAGGAGAUCACUCGGCUCACCAACGAAAACCUGGACCUGAAGGAGAUGGUGGAGAAGCUGGAGAAGAACGACAGGAAGUUGAAGAAGCAGCUGAAGAUUUACAUGAAGAAGGUCCAGGAGCUGGAAGCUGCUCAGGCUGCRGGUCAGAACCGCAACAUCAGGCCGGACCUGGUCCGCCAGAGCUGGUCGGUGCAGAGGAGGGAGAAGGACUUUGAGGGGAUGCUGGAGUACAACAACGAGGACGAGGCUCAGCUCAUCAAGACCCUGAUCACCGACAUGAAACCCAGCUCRGUGUCGGCCACAGUCCCCUGUCUGCCUGCCUACAUCCUGUUCAUGUGCAUCCGCCACGCUGACUACAUCAAUGAUGACCAGAAGGUGGAGUCUCUGCUUACCUCCACCAUCAACGCCAUCAAGAAGGUCCUAAAGAGGAACAACGAGGACUUUGAGAUGAUGUCGUUCUGGUUGGCUAACAGCAGCCGGUUGCUGCACUGCCUGAAACAGUACAGUGGAGAUGAGUCCUUCAUGACUCAGAACACCCCCAAACAAAACGAACACUGUUUGAAGAACUUCGACCUGGCCGAGUACCGGCAGGUUCUGAGUGACCUGUGCAUCCAGAUCUACCAGCAGCUCAUCAAAGUGGCUGAAGGCAUCAUUCAGCCAAUGAUUGUGUCAGCCAUGUUGGAGAGUGAGAGCAUCCCGAGCCUGGCGGGCGUGAAGCCGAUGGGCUACAGGAACCGCUCGUCCAGCCUGGACAUGGACGCUGACGGACCGGCCAGCUUCACCCUGCAGACUCUGAUUCGACAGCUGAGCCAGUUCAACAGUAUCAUGCGGGACCAUGGACUGGACCCUGAGAUUGUGAACCAGGUGGUCAAACAGCUCUUCCACAACAUCAACGCCAUCACCCUGAACAACCUGCUGCUGCGUAAAGACGUCUGCUCCUGGAGCACCGGCAUGCAGCUCAGGUACAACACGAGUCAGCUGGAGGAGUGGCUCCGGGCCAACAACCUGUUCCAGAGCAAAGCUGCAGCCACGCUGGAGCCCAUCAUCCAGGCCGCCCAGCUGCUGCAGGUGAAGAAGAAGACGUCCCAGGACGCCGAGGCCAUCUGCUCGCUCUGCACAGCCCUCAACACGCAGCAG
Molecule: messenger RNA, 5057 nt
Organism: Austrofundulus limnaeus
Lineage: Eukaryota; Metazoa; Chordata; Actinopteri; Cyprinodontiformes; Rivulidae
Gene: myo5b
Product: myosin VB
Biological process (GO): actin filament organization
Cellular component (GO): membrane; actin cytoskeleton; myosin complex
Molecular function (GO): microfilament motor activity; ATP binding; actin filament binding
Source: RefSeq, a predicted model, not a curated record